UUGUAAGAAGAGCGUCCUUUCGUCGUAUCUAUCUCCAUCCGUAUAGCAGUUUGUGGAUGAAGAAAGAAGGAAGAAGGGUGGUGUAUGCAUGUAAAAAAGUGCGAGUUUUUUUGCACAGGAUUCUCAUCCGCCGACAACAUAACAGCUGCCCAACCCGUUUCUCACCACCGACCGAGCUCUUUCUUGUGGAGUCACCCAACCCGAUAUCGAUUUCUAACAAUUGCACACGCAUAUAGUCGGCCAACAUGUAAGUACUUCCACCCCGUACCAAAAAGUAGGCAGACACACUUCUUUCUUUCGCAAAUUCUGUCGUUCUGCUCCUCCCAAGACUAAUUGGAAGUCAACGGGAUCAUUUUUAUGGCGUUGUCUCUGCAUGAGAAGAACGACCAUUGUUCCAGCAGAAAAGAAAAUUACUGAUCUGGUGGGUUCUUUAAAGUUUAAAGUUCUACGAGUGACGUAAACGAAAUAGUUUUACGUAAUAUUUGCCAACAAGGGAGACUGACAAUGAGUGAAGCACAAAUUCGUCAUUGUCGUGUAAAAUUGAGACGCUUAUUCUAAUUACAAAUUAGCAAAACUGUAGUUGUUAUCUCUGCUGGAUUGAGUGGUGAUUUGAUUUCGCCUAAUAUAACGGGAAUGUGACUAAUGUGAGACAAUCUCAAAAUUAAGUCUAUUUAAUCGUCUCUGUGACCACAUCAUCGCCAUUUAUAAACUACCGCACUUAACGCCAUAGACCAGAGAGAAUAAUAAUUGCUAACUAACCCCUAACUAAUUGGGAUAAAAUGGAGGAGGAGCGGGAUUACUCCUCCCCCACGUAUCCCAAUUAUCUUACCUCCGUCCUCUACUCCUCCUCUUCUGUGGACUACAAAUCCCCCUCCGUGACCCCGACUGACGAGGACUUCCCCACGGAGAGUGCCAUGGUCAACAGCUCGUCAUCCUCCUUGGACACCACGUCCGAGGAUGUCUUCCUCGUCUCCUCCACAGAAUUUCCUCCCUGGAUGACUGGUUCCGACGACAAUUUCACAUCCUCGUCCUCAUCCACGACUCCUCCCACCACGCCCACCACACUUGCUCUCGACUGCUCCUCGCCACUCGACUACAACUACGACCCCUUGACCACUGUCAUUUGCAUCGCACUCUUCAUGUUUGGCGUCUAUUUCUGCAUUUUUGGUUAUCGCUGCUUCAAGUCGGUACUUUUUCUUACCGGUUUUUCUUUUGGGUUGGUCAUUGUGUUUCUCAUUUGCCAAGUGGAAGAACUUCUUCCGCAGUAUGGCAAUGUUGGAGUUGCAACGCUGGCUGGAGUUUUGUAUGGUCUUAUCUGUCUUUUGGUGCCGUACGUGGGAUUUUUCACACUGGGAUUUCAUGCUGGACUUCUCUCUGGCCUCGCAGCAAUGCUAUUCUUCCCCACUGGACAUUCCGUUUGGAUUUCGGUCAUAUUCCUCUUGGGAACUGGACUGUUUGGAGCCGUUGCAAACGUAUGCUGGCCAAGACUGAGCGUGGUCACAACUUCUCUCAUUGGGGGUGCCGGAAUUGCAAUCGCAUUCGAUUACUUUGUUGAGAAACUGAGAAUGGCGGCUUGGGUGGGACAACUAGUCAAGGAGGAAGGGAUGGACUUUUGCUGGUUCAGUUGGUUGCUUUUGAUGGUGUGGCCGGUGCUCCUGAUCGUUGGCGUGAUUGUCCAGUCGACUUUAACCGCGAAUGACUUUUCUGUUCACAUUUAUGGAUACCACGAGAACAAGAGGGCCGUUCCACGACGACGUCUGACUCGUGAGGAGCGGGCCAUCGCUCGACAAGCCAAGUAUCGAUACUUGUACCAGGUUCGCACUGCUGGGGGCGAUUACAUUAGUCAAGCCUACAUCCAAUUCCUGCAGAACAAGGCGCAACCCCACGCGGACACUCUUUCCACGCACAUGUCGACCCUCCAAACCUCAAGCCAUGAAGACUCGUCUGUAAACUGAACAAUUUUUGGAAAACAAUCUCAAAUAACUAUGAUUAUCAAUCUCAACCGCAUUUUUAAUUUCAACCGCCAUGCUACUAAUGAUCGAAACAGGAUGAUAACCCUGCGUCUUCUGCCCCAUUAAAUAUUAUAAGUGACGUAAUAAUAACAUAAUAAUAAUUCAUGUAAAUGACACAAAUUUCUCAUGAAAUCACCACGCUUUCAAAGAUGUUAGUUCUCAUACAACCGUGAUUGAAGGUGCACGCUAAAGGAAAUGAACCAAAAACUAUAAUAUUAUAUGACUUAUGUAUAAACUAUAGAUAAUUAUAGCUUUUGUCACAUUUGUUCGUCAUCGUAUAAAUUUUAGUUACUCUCAAUAAGCUCAUUUUAAUAAUAGAUUAGUUGCAGUGUUCACAAUUUAAUUCGUUCAUUGUCAUUAUUUAUAUAUGCUAAAUGAAUUAAAACUCAUAAUAAUAUAUGACUGGCUCACGUCACACGUUAGACUCGCUCUCGAAAAUUGUUUAAAAAAGAUAAAACAUAGUAAUUUGGGACCUACGUAUAUAAAAAAUAUUUAUAAAUGUGUAAUUCGAUAGAGUGGGAUGAUCUCAUUAUUAAUAUUAAUCCAACAAUUGCAGCGAGCAUGGUAUUAAAAAUGAACCUGAUGAUAUUAAAACGAUACAAGAUAAUAAUCAAUAAUAUAAACUAAUGUGUACAUGAUAUUUAGUUGUAAACUAAACAAAUAUUUAAUGCUAUGCGAUUCUUGCAGCGACGAUAACGCAUCACGCCGACAAUUCGAAUCCGUGUAUAGUUCUAUGAAUACUUGCUGAUUGAUCGAAAAGAAUAAAAGCAACAGAAAUUCGCCAGAG
Folsomia candida is the source of this 2799-nucleotide messenger RNA. RefSeq names its product transmembrane protein 198. The record is from RefSeq and is a predicted model, not a curated record. The coding region runs from base 780 to 1955 and encodes 391 amino acids. Gene Ontology annotation, cellular component: plasma membrane. NCBI's taxonomy places the organism in Eukaryota, Metazoa, Arthropoda, Collembola, Entomobryomorpha, Isotomidae. The transcript has 5 exons.